This is a messenger RNA of Pogona vitticeps (central bearded dragon), 1611 nucleotides long. RefSeq names its product glutamine synthetase. NCBI's taxonomy places the organism in Eukaryota, Metazoa, Chordata, Lepidosauria, Squamata, Agamidae. Gene Ontology annotation, cellular component: cytoplasm. Gene Ontology annotation, molecular function: glutamine synthetase activity. The record is from RefSeq and is a predicted model, not a curated record.
GACGGCCGGCCAUAAAAGCGCCCGGCGGAGCCGAGGAAGCGGCCGGUGCCGAACCACACCAAGAGAAAGCGGCCGCGCUGCUCCAUCCCAGCGCCCGCCACCCAAGCUUGCCAUCAUGUCUGUGUCACACAGUUCGAAGCUAAACAAGGGGGUCAGGGACCAGUAUAUGAAGCUGCCUCAGGGGAAGAAGGUGCUGGCAACCUACAUUUGGAUUGACGGAACUGGGGAAGGCCUCCGUUGUAAAACCAGGACCUUGGACUUCGAACCGAAAAGCAUUGAAGAUCUCCCCGAAUGGAACUUCGAUGGAUCUAGUACCGGGCAGUCUGAAGGCUCUAACAGCGACAUGUUCUUGAUCCCGGUGAGGAUCUUCCGGGACCCGUUCUGCCUGGACCCCAACAAGCUUGUGCUGUGCGAGGUGCUGAAAUAUAACCGGACAAAGGCAGAGACCAACUUGAGGAACAGCUGCAAAAAGGUAAUGGACAUGGUGAAGAACAGCCAUCCGUGGUUCGGCAUGGAGCAGGAAUACACCUUGUUAGGGAUUGACGGGCACCCCUACGGCUGGCCGGAAAACGGGUUUCCGGGCCCACAAGGACCCUAUUACUGUGGGGUCGGAGCAAACAAAGUCUACGGCCGGGACAUCGUGGAGGCUCACUACAAAGCCUGCCUUUACGCUGGGGUCGAGAUCAGUGGCACCAACGCCGAGGUUAUGCCUUCGCAGUGGGAAUUCCAGGUGGGUCCUUGCGAAGGGAUCGAGAUGGGAGACCACCUGUGGAUGGCGCGGUACAUCCUCCACCGGGUCUGCGAAGACUUUGGGAUCGUGGCCACCUUGGACCCCAAGCCCAUGACGGGGAACUGGAACGGCGCCGGAUGCCACACCAACGUCAGCACCAACGAGACGAGACAGAAAGGAGGGAUCAAGUUCAUCGAGGCAGCCAUUGAGAAACUAAGCAAGAGGCACCAGUACCACAUCCGGAUGUACGACCCACGGGGAGGGCAGGACAACUCCCGGCGGCUGACGGGCCAGCACGAGACCUCCAGCAUCAACGAGUUUUCGGCAGGCGUGGCCAACCGGGGCGCCAGCAUCCGGAUCCCCCGCCAAGUCGGGCAGGACGGCUGCGGCUACUUCGAAGACCGCCGCCCGUCAGCCAACUGCGACCCGUAUGCCGUGACGGAGGCCAUGAUGCGAACCAUCCUCCUCAACGAGACCGGGGACGAGCCCGUGGAAUACUCCGACGAGACGCGGCUGCAAAGGGCUGCGGCCAAAGACUAGCGGACGCGCCCCUCGGUCCCCCCAGUUCUGCCUCCCCGCUCGUUAGUAAACUUCCGUCAUUUCCAAAAAAAACCUCUCCCUUUCCGGUCUGGUGAUGUAUCAACACUUUAGAAAAGGGCUCUUAUUUUUAUAGCAGAGAGAAUUAUUUCCCUAGCAGAUUUUCCGGGGGGUUUCCGGAUCUUUGGAGAAGAUCAUAAUGCUGGUUUUAAGGAAAUGAAAAUUAACUUCACGUUGUUCCUGAUUCAAGUCAAAUUCCUCUUUUCCUUCUGAUUCCCAUCUUUACCGCAAGGAAACAAAAUAAAAUCCCAGAUCCCGGCUCUUCAUCAGCCGGUGGGGCGAAA